This is a messenger RNA of Leucoraja erinaceus (little skate), 510 nucleotides long. RefSeq names its product trypsin-like. Gene Ontology annotation, molecular function: serine-type endopeptidase activity. The record is from RefSeq and is a predicted model, not a curated record. NCBI's taxonomy places the organism in Eukaryota, Metazoa, Chordata, Chondrichthyes, Rajiformes, Rajidae. The annotation marks the transcript as partial. The transcript has a single exon. Gene Ontology annotation, biological process: proteolysis.
CUGUGUAUGUGGGAGACACAGAUGGACUGAACACAGCAUCUCGGUCUUACCUAUCCUUCACGUUUUUUCACCCUCCCUCGCUCCCCCCUACAGCUCGGAAAUAGGUCCUUCGGCCCACCGAAGUUGCCAGGUCUAGAGGGUGUGCGCUGUAGGGAGAGGUUGAGCGGGCUGGGACUCAAUUCCUUGGAGCGCAGGAGGAUGAGGGUUGAUCUGGUAUUCCGGUCUGUUUGUAGGAGACGCCAUGUUCGUCUGGGCGAGCGUGAUAUGACGGCUACGGGGGGGUCGGAUCAGUUAAUCGAUGCGGAGAUGGUGAUCCGACAUCCCAAAUACGAUUAUUACACCAGGGACAACGACAUCAUGUUGAUCAAACUGUCCCGGCCCGCCGCCAUGAACCGCAAUGUGGUCGCCGUUCCCCUGCCCACGCAUUGCGCGCAGACCGGCCACAUGUGUCUCAUCUCCGCCUGGAGCCGCAACUGGAGCCCACGUGAGACUCCGGGACUGGUGGGGGAG